Mycetomoellerius zeteki is the source of this 1174-nucleotide messenger RNA. Its product is annotated as EF-hand domain-containing family member B. Bases 49 to 1095 code for a protein of 348 amino acids. The record is from RefSeq and is a predicted model, not a curated record. Lineage: Eukaryota; Metazoa; Arthropoda; Insecta; Hymenoptera; Formicidae. The transcript has 7 exons.
ACCUUUUUAUCAUAAUUAAUUUUCAGUUGGAUUUUUGUGGAAUUGACUAUGAAAGAGAUACUUGAACAUGAGGAAAGCGCGAUGGUACAAGAAGAUACUGCACGUUCUUGGUACCGAAAAUCACAUAAUCAUUAUGAACCGGGAGAACAAAUUACAAGAGAUUAUAAAAAGUCCUUUGAUAGAUGUGUUAGAUUUGGCAAACCGCCAAAGAGCCGGGGAUCGGAAUCUCGAGUUAGAAGAAUUUUGACGUGGAUUGAUCACGAACCGGUUACCUUAGUCAACGGUCGACAAGCGGAUUUCUUACAACGCACUAGAUCGUUUGUCGGACAAGUCAAAGAUCCAGAAACAUCGCGUCUUCAUAUAGAUACCGUACACGGUAGGAAGAGUGUCAAAGAUGAAUUAAAUGUAUCAGACGAGCAAGUGCUUUCCUGGUGGCAAUGUCUGCAAGAUUUAAAUGAUUUCCGUCGAAAACUCAAAAAGCGUAUACCGGAAGUGCCGUUUUUAGACAUAGAGGAUGAAUUUUCUUGUCUGGACAAAGAAAAUGUGGGAACUCUACCUGAAGAUAAGAUUUUUCUGAUUUUCGAGAAGCAUCGCAUAUAUCCAAACAAGAAGUUUCUUGUGCCAUUAAUGGACACGUUGCAGUUGCGCACAAAUGGAAAUAUUAAUUACAGAGAAAUGCUGAAUCUCUUGAAUUGGAAGCGUAGUUUACCCGUUCUAUCAACAAUUAAACUACCAGUGAUGAGCCCAGAUUGUACUACGUACAAUGACAGCAUAAAAAAUAUUCAGACAACUGAUAGUACAAGUAUACAUCCAGACACCGAGAACUUGGGCGAUCAAACCUCCGUCCAUUGCUUGACAUCGCCUAGUAUAUUUACGAGAUACGGUUUGACACAUAUAGAUUUUUUCAAAAUGCGCGACAAGGAAGAAAUACGAAGCAUAUUCGAGAACAUCGGUUUCGAAUUUCCAGAGGAGAGUUUUGAUACACUUUGGCAGGAAGGAAUGCGGAAGGAUUGCACCAGUGGUGUGUGCGUUGAAACAUUUCGAGAGCUACUUGCCACGUCAGGUUUCGUAGCAAAGAAAAUUACAUGUGAUUAAAUGCAUAUGAGCUUUUCAUCUUGAAAGAUCUAUAUAGAAAGAUCUAUAAAGAAACUUGUAAAGAAAAAUAUAAAUUGCG